AGUCCUGCGCAGGCGCAGUCGGGCAUUGACUCGAGGAGCGGUUAGCGGUGGCCGUAGUUGGCGCGCGGUGGAAAGAAAGGCCGGAAGCGCAAGCACGGGCGCCGCGUCUACCCCUCUUUCCGCUUCCCGCCCCGGUGGCCCCGGUGCUCCGUCGGCGUGGCAACCCUGUUCCCUCGCGCGCCUUUGCCGCUCCUUCGGCCGCGGAUGCAGCGCCGCGAGGACCUCGCCGCCGCCGCCGCCCGCCUGGGCCGGGCGCCGGGCCCCGCCGGGGUGGCCCGACUCCAGUCGCCUCAGGCGGCGGCUUCCCCGCGGCGGGCGGCCCGAGGCGGCGGCGGCGGGGCGCGCGGGCCUCAGCCGCCGCCGCUCCUGCCGCCUUCGGCCACCAGCUCGGCCCCGCCGGCGCCCAGCGUGGCGCCCACCCCACUGAUGCCCGGGGCCGUCUCGGCGGCCAAGACGGAGCCCGAGAACAAGUACCUGCCCGAGCUGAUGGCCGAGAAGGACAGCCUGGACCCCUCCUUCACCCACGCCAUGCAGCUGCUGCAAGCAGAAAUUGACAAAAUUCAAAAGGGUGAAUCAAAGAAGGAUGAAGAAGAGACCUAUCUGGACUUGUUUUCUCAUAAAAACAUGAAAUUGAAGGAACGAGUUCUUAUACCGGUCAAGCAGUAUCCUAAGUUCAAUUUUGUUGGGAAGAUACUGGGCCCCCAAGGCAACACCAUCAAGCGAUUACAGGAGGAAACUGGAGCAAAGAUUUCUGUCCUAGGAAAGGGAUCAAUGAGAGACAAGGCAAAGGAGGAAGAAUUGCGCAAAGGAGGCGAUCCAAAGUAUGCUCACUUAAAUAUGGAUCUGCAUGUUUUCAUUGAGGUCUUCGGCCCUCCUUGUGAGGCUUAUGCUCUUAUGGCCCAUGCUAUGGAAGAAGUCAAGAAGUUCCUCGUUCCAGAUAUGAUGGAUGAUAUCUGCCAGGAACAAUUUUUGGAAUUGUCCUAUCUCAAUGGGGUGCCAGAGCCAACUCGUGGUCGGGGGAUCUCUGUCCGUGGAAGGGGAGCAGUUCCCCCACCCCCACCUGUUCCUAGAGGACGUGGUGUGGGUCCUCCGCCACCACCUCCCCGUGGAGCCCUUGUACGGGGUGCCCCAGUGAGGGGCGCAAUUGCAAGAGGAGCAGCUGUGACCCGUGGAGUCCCCCCUCUCCCUACAGUGAGAGGGGCCCCUGCCUCAAGAGCUCGUGCAGCCGGCAUUCAAAGAAUACCACUCCCCCCUCCUCCUGCACCAGAGACCUACGAAGACUAUGGCUAUGAUGAUGCUUACGCUGAGCAAAGUUAUGAAGGCUACGAAGGCUACUACAGCCAGGGUCAACAGGAAACAGAAUAUUACGAUUAUGGACAUGGUGAAGCUCAAGAAUCUUAUGAGGCGUAUGGUCAAGACGACUGGAACGGAACUAGGCCUUCGCUCAAGGCCCCUCCUGCUAGGCCAGUGAAGGGGGCCUAUCGAGAGCACCCGUAUGGACGCUAUUAGAACAUUCACCAGGGCAAAUCACCCUUUUGAACAAACAGUUGUUUCUGAUUCUAGUGUCUCCCAGGAUUCCUCUUGCUUUACCACAACAGACAAGUAAUUGUCUCCCUGAUUUUUCUCUGGCUCCUUUUUUCUCCCACCUCCAUCCUCCCUGACCACUUGACCCUACAUUCUGCUUCUGUAUGUAGUAUUUUAAAUAAGUUAGAGUUAGAAAACUGAAUUCAACUUUUAAGUGUGUAGACUGCUUUUCUUUCUCUGUUUAUAGAUUAUAUUAAAAAAAACUGUACCUUUAAAAAGAAAACUUUUGAGAUAAAAUGUUAGUUUCCAAAGUGACAUGCUUGCUUGACAGUUAUGGAAUUAAAGUUUGUUAAUCUUUAAAUUUUUUUGUUUUGUUUUUUAGGCAACCCAUAAAAGUUCUAGUUGCAGAAUCCCAAAGUAGGCUACAUUUCAAAAUUCAGGGUUUUUUUUUUAAUGAAUUAAAAUGUAACUGUAGUGAUUUUAGUGUAGUGACAGUUAAAAAGCAAGGUCAAAUGUCAAAAUUUUGCCCUUAACAGCAAAUUGCUUGAUUAAUCUUAACUUUAAACAUCAAUAGGAAGGAUCCUCUAGAACAAAUUAAAUGGUGGGGUUUUUUUCCUUCAGUAGAUUUAACUUUUGUUUAAAAAAAAAAAUUAGGUUUGUAGAAAGACUUCCAAUGUGGAUAUUGAAAUUUGUCCCCAAAUUCUGGGAUGCUAACAGCAGAGGUUUUCAAGCAAAAGGUGUUCUUAGCUCAAUUGUGCAUGAAGAGAUUUUAAGAAAAUGGACAUCUAGCUGCUCUGUAAUUUUAUAUUGCUCUAACUGCCCAGUGUUUUGAUAUUAGGAAGUAUUAAAUAUAAGUAGCUGUGCAUUGUGUCUUUUUUUUUCUUUAAUGAAAAGCUAACACGAGUGUUUGCAGUACAUAAUAUAGUUCAAGCUUACAAUUGGCAACAUUAUCAAGCUUUUAGUCAUUCCAGUGACAUGUUUAUGUGUCUCGACACUCGUAUUAUGUUAAAAAGGGACAUUGCAGCUGAAAAACCAAGGAGAGCUUAUUUUGUACAUAGAUUUGUACACUGUCCUCCCAUUUUGUUCUUGGAAGAUUAAAUGCUACUACAUGUGUAAGCUUGCCGAAAUAGGUAGCUAAAAUUUGUCAAGAUGUCUGCAGCAGUUUGUCAAUAAAGUUUAGUCCUUUUUUUUAAUCAAAGUAAA
Molecule: messenger RNA, 2727 nt
Organism: Ahaetulla prasina
Lineage: Eukaryota; Metazoa; Chordata; Lepidosauria; Squamata; Colubridae
Gene: KHDRBS1
Product: KH RNA binding domain containing, signal transduction associated 1
Exons: 9
Coding region: 205-1509 (434 amino acids)
Biological process (GO): regulation of alternative mRNA splicing, via spliceosome
Cellular component (GO): nucleus
Molecular function (GO): mRNA binding; poly(A) binding
Source: RefSeq, a predicted model, not a curated record